AUGUCCCGCUUUCCCUCGUCACACCACCAAACCCUAACCCUAGUAGUGAUUCUCCAGCCGCCACCUUUUCAUGCAAGACCUUCCAGCCACCACCCUUGUCGCCGCCGGAGAACACUGGAGCGCCCAUCGUCAAGCGCCGUUAGGGAGGAGCUUCCAGGACUCGGGACCAACGACGGACAACAGGCGACUCUUGGGGUGCUGCCGGAUCCGCAUCUCCUCCGCCAUUACGCCAUUUCUGUUGAAGACGGGUUGCCGCCGCCGCUACCCCCGGCCGAGGGCGCCACCGCCGCUGCUGUUCCGCCGACGACAUCGACCAUAAGAAGCCGCCACCCUUCUCCUUCUCCUUCUUCAGCCGACAACGACGAAGAGCCUCACGUUGAGGCUGAAUCUAUAGGCCGCCGAGAGCGACACUACAAGAAAAACGCGAUUUUGCUAGGGAAGGAAUCUGUUGCAAAAAGCUGA
Molecule: messenger RNA, 462 nt
Organism: Lactuca virosa
Lineage: Eukaryota; Viridiplantae; Streptophyta; Magnoliopsida; Asterales; Asteraceae
Source: the annotation of a GenBank genome assembly